AUUGAACGUGCUCCGUGGGGAUCGGAUGAACGGCCGGCGCUUGUAUUUGAUUAAUAAAGUGGCCGCAAAAGAGUGCACUCUUCUCGGACGAGUGGACUCUAGCCCGUUAUCAGUGAUAUCAACUACCAGAGCGGCGACAAGCCAACCGGGCGGAAGGCUCUCAACGAGCGCGGUUGAGUUGGGCAAUGAUUAUCGAAAGCGCAGCCGACAACGACGACGAACAAGCUACUGACUCCAAACAGUCACUAAGAGACCCGCGAACAGAUACAAUAUCGCGCGCGCGGUAUUAACGAUAAAUUAUCGAUUCGAAAUCAGUAGCGAUCAAGUGUUGUUUCUUCCAUAAUUCUUCUAGAAUCUAGAUUGUGAGGUCUUCGGUGAUCGAAGACAAAAAGCAUGUAAUGCUUCGCGAAUUUUCCGCGCGUUCAUUAGAACAUGAUCCUUGAAAAACGUCCGAUAUUGCUCGUUCUCGCUCUCCUCUUGCUCUGUGCACUCGGCAACAAUGACGCACCUACAUCGAGAGGGACAACAAUCGCGAUGUCGGUGGAAAAAUUGGAUUACGAUCCCGUCCCGAUGGAAAACUUCGAGAUGAUCUACGAUCCUGGAUCUAUGGAAAAUAAUUUCGCAAAAAUCGAGAGUGACGAUGCGAUCACUACUUUCUAUGGAUCCACCGUGGAACCCCUGACGACUGUUUUCCAGCCGGUCACCGAUAGCGAUAACUCGUCAUCAUCUGCGACUGUCGAUCAGACGACGAGAGCUACAGUUACUGUGACCAACAGCGUGAUUUCCACCGAUAGCACGAUCAAUAUAACAAUCUGCGAUCCGACGUGGCCGGAGAACGCAACCGAGGAUACAAAAGAGGUAAUUAAUUUGAAGACGGACGGUAUAGGCACAGAAUGGAUCGCUCUCUCAUGGGAACCUCCGUGUAACGUGAACGCCACGAUAGGAUACCUCAUCUAUAGAUGCGACGACAAUAAAAAUUGCAAUGAGACGAGUGAGGUUGUUACCUCGCAUAAUGCUACCAAUCUUGAGCAAUGCACGCGGUACACGUUUAACGUGAAAAUUAGGACCCCGUACUGGAAUUCUACGAAUGGAGUCGCUCUGUCAGCCGAUACAACCAUUUCGGAAGUCGGAGACGUGAUCUCCCUGAGCGCGCGCACCAUCAGCGUCAACGUUAUUCAAUUGACUUGGCAGGCGCCCGCGAUUGACGCGAAAUGCAUAUCCAACUACUCGAUUACUCAGUGCGACAAGAAGUCCUGCAACGAGACCUCGGUCUCCGCCACAAAUUAUACCGCCAAUGAUCUCGAGCCGUGCACGGAGUAUCACUUCACCGUGAAAACGGUGACGCCGUCGGUGAAAUCUGCCGGCGUAAAUCAGACCGCAAAGACAGCUUCGCCGAAAUUGUCGGCGCCGCAGUCUCUUCGCGUAAUACCCGGCAAUUUUUCGCUGACCGUUAAGUGGGAGCCGCCCGAGUCUGGCACGGUCUGUCUGAAGCAUUAUCACGUAACUACGGAUUCCAACAAUACCGUCAACACCACGAACACGAGUGUGGUAAUUUCGCCUUUGCACGCUUGCAAAAUGUAUCGGGUAUACAUCAACGCUGUAAACGAAGACGACCAUGAGGGAGAUAUAAUAGAUAACAGCGGUACCACACUUUCAUAUAGAACGAAUCCACCAGUUCCGCAUACUCCGGGAAUACCGCCAAAUGUUAGAAGCCUGUCGAUGAUCUGGACCAUCCAGAAAGAGAACAAUCAUUGCCAGUUGUCGUCGAUAAUAACUAUAUGCAAUUACACGGAGAAAAAGGGGAAAGGCUACGAGCCUGAGAAUCGCGUGUCCCCGAUGAAAAUAGAUCCCUACGAUGCUGCAAAUCCUGUCGUUGUAUUAAAUACAACCGUAGAGGGGCUAAGUCCUUUCACGAGUUACACUUGCUGGGCGCAUACCAUUAAUAUUGCGGGUUACAGUGACCUAAGUGACGGAGUCAAUGCCACAACGUUGGAGGACAUACCGUCUCCACCGUCUGAAUUGUCUGUCACAAACAUCACAAACUCGCAAUUCUCUUUAUCUUGGAAAGAACCGGAUUAUUUGCCCGGUUAUAUAGAAGAAUUCGAAAUCAUAAUCGAUUGGAAACCAUUGUAUCCGAUUCCAAAUUGGUGCCUCCUCGAAGAACAAGAUAAAAAUCAUUCUAAAAAACUUAAUAUAAGCGGAAGCGUGUUUGAAUACGAUUAUCUCGAGGCAAAGGCAUUCGCGAAUUACACAGUACGUAUAAGAGCGAAAACAGGGGAAGGGGGAGGAUGGAGCAACAGCAGUGAUCCCCAAACAUUUGAAAGCAGUAGUGGAGUUCCAGAGGUAAUUUCGAAAUUCAAUUCCUCGUCCAUCACGAUCAAAGAAAAUUCAAACGACACGAAUGUAUUAGAUACAAUUCUGACAUGGGGCUUGCCGUGUUCAUUAAACGGGGAACUCGAAUUCUUUAACAUAUCGGGCCGUGGCACCAGAGACAAAUAUGUACCCCAUGUUAUUUCGGAGACAUGCACAUGCACGGAUUACAAUAACAACGACAACAUGUGCUCGAUAAAUCUCAACGAGUUGAACGGAGAGUACAAGUAUAAUUUCACAAUAUCCGCCAAAGUAAAAAAUGUCGAUACACUCGGAUCGCCGAGUAGUCAAAGCGUGCUGUAUCCUGCCGGUAUACCGCCACAGCCUAACGAAUCAUAUAUUAAUUGGAUCACUCUGGAUCCGUUCAAGACGUACAGAUCCACAACGACCGCUGCUAUUUUACUGCCCCUAUUCCCAAAUACCAGCGGCGACGUUAAAUUUUAUGCGAUCAUGGUGUCAAAAAUGGGAUACAAUAAUGUACAGUCAAGGACAAGGUUCGAUCUAGAGAGCAAGGACUGGCCCAACGUGUCCUCCUGGGAGGAAUCAAUGACGAACGAUUUCUCGAUCACGUAUCAAGCGACAUGGCCGCAUUGGAAUCCUUAUCCGAACCACAUUGCUGAUUACGGGCACAUAAAGGCCGUCAAGUAUAUAAUCGGCAACGAUAACGACUGCAAGGAGAUCUCGUCCAACAUGGACAAUCGGGUGUACUGCAAUGGACCUCUUCAACCGGACACGUGGUACCACGUCAGAAUGAGGGCGUUUACUGACGGUGGUUACACCGAUUCCAAGAUAUUCAGGAUAAAAACGAACGCAGAACUGAAUAUCGCUCUCGUUAUCGGAGCUGUCUUCGGCAUUCUUUUCAUGGGAAUAGUGGUGACGAUGAUGUUGCUUGUGCGAAAAUGUUCUCCGCACAUAGUAUUACGAAGAUUUCUUCACUCUGACAUGCCCGGCUCGCCCGUGCCAGCGCCGUUCACCAGACGAAAAUUCAUGAGCCAUUGUCAGCAAUUGGUGGACAAUCCUGGGAAACUGAGCAAUGAAUUUCGGUUGCUUCAGACACUCAGUGUCGAUUUGCAGAUGCCCACAAACACGGCCUGCUUACAAGCUAACCGGAAGAAAAAUCGCUACUCCGACAUUUUACCCUAUGAUUUCUCGAGAGUAAAGCUGGAUGUGAUAGAUAACGACCCUAAUACGGAUUAUAUCAACGCAUCAUUCAUAAAGGGAUAUACAGGAGAAGAUGAAUACAUAGCUUGUCAAGGUCCAAAGGAGGAAACCACUUAUGAUUUUUGGAGAAUGGUCAACCAGUAUGACAUUAAUAUUAUAGUUAUGUUGACGCAAUUGGUCGAGAAAGGCAAAGAGAAAUGUCAUCAAUAUUAUCCGACGAUAGGGGAAUCUUUUCGAUACGAAAACAUGAUGAUACGAUGUACAAGUGAAUUGGACUUUAGAACGCAUACCCAAAGAACGAUUGUAUUACAAAAGGAAAAUAAAAAAAGAAAUAUUACUCACUUACACUUUAAAGACUGGCCCGACCACGAUGUUCCAGAAGAUUUUGACGCGAUGAUCCAUUUUUGCCAAAUAAUGCGUCGCAAUAUUAUCGCUAAUAAAGGUUACAUCGUCAUUCAUUGCAGUGCAGGAAUUGGUAGAACAGGAACAUUAAUAGCGAUAGAUAUUCUUCUGCAACAAAUUAGAGACAAUAGAAAAUUAGACGUAUUCGGAACUGUAUAUAGAUUGCGACAUCAUAGAAUAAAUAUGGUACAAAGAGAAAGUCAAUACGCUUAUAUAUAUAAUUGUAUAAAACAAGUACUCAAGAAUCCUUAUUGCUUAAAAACUUACAAACCACCACCAGUUGAGCCAGUAUAUGAGAACACCUCUAAAAAAGCCAAAGAUACAACAAAGUCAGACACAACUCUAGUCAACAAUCUUGAAAUAUUAAAAAAACAUAACUCCAUAUCUAUGGAAUCUCUGGAAUCAAUCUACAAUCUCUCUCAAUCACCUUCGAGAAACAUAACUAAUGGCGAUUUGAGGCAGUGCAAAUCAACAGGUGCCAUAAAUAUAAAAACUCAUCACACUACUAUAGGAAAAUUCCGAACUCUGGAUUGUAUUUUUAAACCACUAAGAAACACGUACGAGUUAAAUAGAGAAAUACAGGAGAGUCUUCCAUUGUUAACUUAUUCAAGCUCAACUGAUGUACUUGGCGAAAGCGUGCAAUACGCAACAAAUGGUAAGUUUCUUGAGUGAAAUUUACAUUGCAAAAAUUUUUCUUUUAUAUCAUAUUUGUUUAACAACAUGAUUUACUAAAUUUACAUAUUUUGCAGAUAUAUAAGAGACGACUGAAUUAUGUAUAAUUAUUCAUAUAAACGUUAAAUUGAUCAUCAAAUCCUUAUAGACCUUAGAUAUUUAGACCAAAGUGUAUAUGUACAUGUAUACACACAUAUAUACUGUAAUUAUAUGUAAAUACAACUACGUUGACAGAUUAAAAGAUAGAAAUCUUGAGAUAGAAUUGACAUUGUAUACUUUAUGUAUUACUUUUUAUAAAUAAUUGCAAUUCUCUGUAUACGCAUUCCCAUAUAUGAACGAAACACAUGCCACCAAAUGUCAAAAUACAUUAUGUGAUAC
Molecule: messenger RNA, 4983 nt
Organism: Wasmannia auropunctata (little fire ant)
Lineage: Eukaryota; Metazoa; Arthropoda; Insecta; Hymenoptera; Formicidae
Gene: Ptp52F
Product: tyrosine-protein phosphatase 10D
Exons: 22
Coding region: 433-4605 (1390 amino acids)
Biological process (GO): protein dephosphorylation
Molecular function (GO): protein tyrosine phosphatase activity; protein binding
Source: RefSeq, a predicted model, not a curated record